GCAGACAAGUCGUUUACAUAUGAUUAUGUAUUUAAUACAAAGACAGAUCAAUCACAAGUAUAUCAACAAGCUGCAUCUCCAUUAUUACAUAAAUUCAUUGACGGAUUUAAUGCUACCAUAUUAGCCUAUGGACAAACAGGAUCCGGUAAAACAUACAGCAUGGGUACAAGUUUAGAAAACACAUCAAGUCACGGAAAUGAAGGCAUUGUGCCUCGUUGCAUCGUUGAAUUAUUUGAUAUUUUAAAGAACCGUGAAGCACAGGAUCCGGAAUAUAAAUAUGAAAUAUAUGUGUCCUUUCUUGAACUUUAUAAUGAGGACUUUAUUGAUUUAUUAAACAAUACACAGCAAACAAAGCGCAGAUCACAGCAACAAUUACCACAAGUGACAGAAGUGUCCAUUAGAGAAGACAUAACAGGUCAUAUAUAUUGGACAGGUGUCAAGGAAGAAAUUUGUUACAGCCCACAAGACGUAUUGAACCAUCUCGCUCAAGGUUCACUUAAUCGUACAACCGGUUCUACCGAAAUGAAUUCAGUCUCGUCUCGAUCUCACGCCAUAUUCUCAGUCUUGUUAAAACAGCAAAAACCAUUGGAAGAGGAUGGAAAAAAAAUGAUCAAGUCAUUAUCAAGUAAAUUUCAUUUCGUUGACUUGGCCGGUUCCGAACGUUUAAAAAGAACACAUGCUCAAGGUGACCGAGCCAGAGAAGGUAUUGCUAUCAACUCUGGAUUAUUGGCACUAGGCAAUGUCAUUUCUGCUCUUGGUGAUGAGGCUCGCAAAGCGACUCAUAUACCCUAUCGAGACAGCAAACUCACUCGUCUCCUACAAGAUUCUUUGGGCGGUAACAGUCAAACGCUCAUGUUGGCCUGUGUAUCACCAGCAGAUACCAAUUUUCAAGAGACUCUCAGCACGCUCAAAUAUGCGAACCGUGCUCGCAACAUCAAGAACCGGGUAAGCAUCAAUCAAGAG
Molecule: messenger RNA, 963 nt
Organism: Rhizopus microsporus ATCC 52813
Lineage: Eukaryota; Fungi; Mucoromycota; Mucoromycetes; Mucorales; Rhizopodaceae
Product: kinesin-domain-containing protein
Exons: 5
Biological process (GO): microtubule-based movement; mitotic spindle organization
Molecular function (GO): microtubule binding; ATP binding; microtubule motor activity
Source: RefSeq, a predicted model, not a curated record